This is a messenger RNA of Branchiostoma belcheri (Belcher's lancelet), 2218 nucleotides long. Its product is annotated as derlin-1-like. NCBI's taxonomy places the organism in Eukaryota, Metazoa, Chordata, Leptocardii, Amphioxiformes, Branchiostomatidae. The record is from RefSeq and is a predicted model, not a curated record. The transcript is spliced from 8 exons. Gene Ontology annotation, cellular component: Hrd1p ubiquitin ligase ERAD-L complex; endoplasmic reticulum membrane. The coding region runs from base 147 to 899 and encodes 250 amino acids. Gene Ontology annotation, molecular function: ubiquitin-specific protease binding; misfolded protein binding. Gene Ontology annotation, biological process: endoplasmic reticulum unfolded protein response.
AUGUUUAGCUGCGGUGAGAAACCGGAAAAUAAGCUUCGUUGCACUGUGUUACGCCACGUCAGGUCUAAAAUUUCGUGCCGUUUCUACACUUGUCUCUGAAAAUUUCCACCUGCUUUUCUCAGGACAGACACGUCAGACGUUCGAAGAUGGCAGAAGGGAGUGAUAUCGGGGAUUGGUUCCGCAGUAUCCCGCUUAUAACGCGGUACUGGUUCGCCUUGUCCGUCGCCCUCCCCCUCCUGGGUAGAAUCGGGCUGGUGAGCGCGAUGUCCAUGAUUCUACACUGGGACAUGACGGUUUACCACUUCCAGAUCUGGAGACCAGUCACUGCCCUGUUCUUCUACCCCCUGAUGCCACAGACUGGUUUCCACUAUCUCAUCAACCUGUACUUUCUCUACAACUACUCCACCAGGCUGGAGACAGGUCUCUUCGAUGGCAGACCAGCUGACUAUCUCUUCAUGCUGAUAUUCCAAUGGCUGUGUCUUGUUAUCAUUGGAUUCAUGGCAGAAUUGAUGCUACUGAUGGACCCCAUGAUCCUAGCAGUGCUGUAUGUUUGGUGCCAGCUGAACAGGGACAUGAUCGUAUCCUUCUGGUUCGGAACACAGUUCAAGGCCAUGUACUUACCAUGGGUGCUGGUAGGCUUCAAUAUGAUCCUAAGGGGAGGAGGAUGGACUGACCUACUGGGAAUCUUUGUGGGACAUCUGUACUUUUUCCUGAUGUUCAAGUAUCCACAGGACUUUGGAGGCAGGUCCUUCCUCAGCACACCAGAGAUCUUGUACAGGUACCUUCCCAACCGCAGGGGUGGUGUGUCAGGGUUCGGAGUCCCCCCAGCCAGUCGCAGGCGGCCCGACGACAACCAGCAUCAAGGGUGGGGGCAGGGGAACGUCCUCGGUGGGAACUGAUCAGAAAUAACAUUCUGGCAUAGAAGUUGAUGAACGAUGAAAAAUUCCAACUACUGUUCUCAUGCAAAAGAUAUCAUUACAAAGGAAGUGCAUUCUAGAGGCAAGAAAAUUCUUUCAGCAGUGACAAGUUUUUGAAGUGUAAGAGUACUAACCUCCAAAUUUUCGAUGACUAAAUUUGGAGGUCAGUACUCUUACCCUUCAAAACUUGUCACUGCUGAAAUAAUUCUCCAGUAACUGUAACUAUAGGUGACAAAUGAAUAUCUUCAACGAGAGGCAAGAAAAUAUCUCUUAGUAUUUUUUAGUCGUUGUCAUGCCACACAGUUGAUACUGUGUGACUGAGAGUUCUUGACUGUGUAUAUCAGUAGACAUUAUGAGUUACUGAUCAGCAUUAUCCUUAUUUCAACUUCCACAGUUGACUGUUGGGAAGUGUUUUUGUAUCUUAUGUAAAAUGCCCAGAUUUGCUAGCCAUAUCACCACCUUUGGUGCUCUUUGUCUAAUUUGACAUAAUUCAACAAGGAAAGACAGGUUUCCAGUGUUCACCACAUUAUGUUGCUUGUGACCCCUUGGGUGAAUGUGUUAAAUCCUUCACUUGAGUAUUUAUAACAUCUUAUGGUACUAUCAAUUAAACAGACUUUUAUUGUACAUAGAGAGUUAAGCUACAAUCUACAACUAUGUCAAGAAUUUUCAUCUGUGAUAUGCUAAAAUAUCUAUGGCAAUCUAAAGACCUGUUGUAUCUUUAGGAAUUGAUGUGAUGCUUAAUUCUUAGUGAUUGGUCCAUGUAGUUUUGGGUUAUGGCUGUAAAAGAUUUUGCUAAAAGGACCGGUACUGUAGUCUUGUAUGUACAUGUAUUUGUUUUAUUUCAAUGAUUUGAAUAAACAACCGUAAUUUUAGAAUACUAAGUAGUUGGUUGAUUGGUUGUAUUUAAGUAUAGGUGUUUGACAAUAGUAUACAAUGUAUCAUAUUUGUAGCUUUAAAAGUAAACUUUUUUUUCUGUUUAUUGGUCAUAAUUAUUUUACUAGUACCAGUAAGGAAGAAGUAAUGCAGCCUUGUGUGGAGAUUGUCCAACUUGUAUUUCUGUAUUUACUUAAUUUCGAGCAAGUCUAGAUAUGAGUUUUGUCCACUUUGUACAACCAAAAUGCUUACUGUUAAUGUAUAUAGCCUCAUACGAAUGUUGACAUAGAGUUUUGAUUGAUUUUUGGUUGGAGGUAAAGUGCAAUUCUUGCAUUAUCUUGGUGUCCAGACAAAUACACGGAAAUAUGAUGUACACCUAUAGAUGAUAUAGCUGGAUGUAUGGAAAUAAACACAUCAUGUUGACUCAU